AUGCGAGUUAGCUUUCUGGAGGAACGCAUCGCUUCACUGACCUCUCCUGGCGAAAUCACGUUUGACAACUCCCUGGGUGACUCCAAGGACGGACGCAACACUGACGCGUUCGAUGUCAGCGCUGACGACUUCACCAUCUCUUCCUGCGUGGUCCACAACCAGGACGACUGCCUCGCGCUCAACGCGGGGAACAACGUCCUCAUCGAGGACACCACCUGCGAUGGCGGACACGGCAUCUCCAUCGGCUCCAUGGCCUCGGGCAAGUCUGUCACGAACUUCAAGGCCGCCCGCAACACGAUCACGAACAGCAUGUACGGGCUGCGCAUCAAGGUGCAAAAGUCCGCGACGGGCGCCAAGGUCGCUGGGGUAACCUACGAGGCUAACAAGAUCUCCGGGAUCUCGUCAUACGGCGUGCUGAUCACCCAGAGCUACCCCGCCAACAACGGCACCCCUGGCAAGGGCGGACCCAUCUCCGACGUCCAGUUCAUCGGCGGAACGACGACCGUCGCCACGACCAGCAGCGCUUAUGGUCUGGUCAUCGACUGCGGCGCAUGCACCGGUACCUGGGACUUCUCCGGCCUCGACAUCACGUCCAGCGGCAAGGGACACUCGAUCCAACUUGACAAUGCCAAACUCUCCGGAGGUCACUACUGAUCUGAAUGGGAGUGUAUAUCCUAAUCUCAACCAUAGUACUUCGCUCUCAUGCUGCAGUGGCAGCGAAGAACUGUACCAAUAUAAUUUCUUCUGUUUUCGAAAGCGUAGAUGGCUUGGACUGUGACAACGUUAACGGUCGCUUGGCAGUCAGCGCUUUGACUGCAGAGUGAAGGCGAC
Molecule: messenger RNA, 831 nt
Organism: Mycena citricolor
Lineage: Eukaryota; Fungi; Basidiomycota; Agaricomycetes; Agaricales; Mycenaceae
Source: the annotation of a GenBank genome assembly